AUGUCAGCGCCGCCGUCGUCCAAUCGCCACAAGCGGUCUGCUUCGAUUGACGUGUCCUCCCUGAUUGCGACGCGGGACGGCAUAGGGCCCGCGAAGGACUACCUGGCGCCAGCGGCCUCACAGUCGCUGGCGGCUGCCAGCCAUGCGCCUCAGGGCCACCUGUCGCCGGAACGUCGGUCGCCCCUGGCGCGAGAUGGCGGCACUGGCACCGGCACUGGCACUGGCAAUUUCAUAAUGGGACAUAAGACCGCACCGCCGGCGUUGGAGGCCUUGCGCCAGAAUCACCCCGGCAUGUCGUUGGCCCAAGCGGCUUUGGCGGAGUUUGAGGAGGAGGUGUUGGAAGAGGGGUAUGAUGAGGACGACGAGGAGCCUGAAGACGACGAGGAUGGCGACGGGGGGGAGAUGGAGCCGGCCGUGGACGAGUCGUUGAAUUCCGCAGCCGGCAUUGAUAGGCUGGGCUCCGUCAUCUUGUCUGUGGCGCUGCCGCUGGCGGCGCAGGGCUCCCUGCAUCGGCAGAUGUACGUGUCACAGCAGCAGCGGCCGCCGCUGACGAUGACGCCCACGCAGCCCCAGCAGCCCCAGCAGCCCCAGCAGCAGGCACCAGCGGCGGGCUGCAGUCCUCCAAACCACAUUGGCCAUGUCCCAUACGAGCCUCAGUACUCGAACGAGCCGUCUCUAAGUUCCAUUCCGUCUCCGACCAAGGACGGCCUGGUCCGCCCCACCUCCGAGACCUCCUACCCUUCGUCUACCAGUGGUGAGGGCAGUGGGUGCUUGGAGAGCGCUGCGGGGCCGGCGUCUGGGCCCGUACCAGCUUUCCCCGCCGUGCAGGAAGCAAACGGCAGCCUGGCCGCUGCUGCCGCCUCCGCUGGUGUUGGCGGGGGCGGGGGCAAGGGUGGGGCCCGGGGCGGGGGGGGGGCCGGGGCCCCGAUCUGGCGGCGGCGAAACGCGUUUGUGGAGUGGGCGAACACGAUGCAUCACGAAAUGGUGGUUGAAGAGCAGCCGCCUGGCGGAAGCAGCGCGAGUGGUGGCGGUGGCGGUGGCAGUGGCAACGGUAGCGGCAGUGGUGUCCCUGGCGGAGGUAUGCCUGGACAUGGCAACACGGUGGCAGGCGGGGCAGGCGGCACAGAGCAGCACGCGUCAUCAUCAUCGGGCUACAAUGUUCCCUUGGCGCUUGCGGCGGACACGCUGCCACCGGAGGGUGUGCAGUUCCAGUAUGCGCCGGCAUGGGCAUGCAUGGGGAGUAGGGGUGGUGAGAAUACAUCGGUGCCCCGCACGGGGAAAUGA
Molecule: messenger RNA, 1284 nt
Organism: Volvox carteri f. nagariensis
Lineage: Eukaryota; Viridiplantae; Chlorophyta; Chlorophyceae; Chlamydomonadales; Volvocaceae
Exons: 5
Coding region: 1-1284 (427 amino acids)
Source: RefSeq, a predicted model, not a curated record